This is a messenger RNA of Heteronotia binoei (common prickly gecko), 1423 nucleotides long. It is a transcript of the gene SPON2, whose product is annotated as spondin 2. The transcript is spliced from 5 exons. Gene Ontology annotation, biological process: cell adhesion. Gene Ontology annotation, cellular component: extracellular matrix. The record is from RefSeq and is a predicted model, not a curated record. Bases 2 to 1024 code for a protein of 340 amino acids. Lineage: Eukaryota; Metazoa; Chordata; Lepidosauria; Squamata; Gekkonidae.
AAUGCGACUCUUCCCCACCAGCAGCCAGCAAAUGGAAACUUUGAUGCUUCAUUCUGGCUCCUGCAAAGUUACCGCGACUCUCCUGUUAACCAUUCUGGGCUGUGCCAGAUGUCUGCCUCUUCACGAUGACUCAGUUUGCACCACAGAAGUGCCUGCAAAGUACAGAAUCGUCUUCACAGGGAAAUGGAGCCAAGCGGCUUUCCCUAAGCAGUAUCCGCUGUACCGGCCACCAGCACAAUGGUCACCGCUUUUGGGCGUGGCCCAUAGUUCUGACUACGACAUGUGGGAAGUUAAUGAGUUUGCCAGCAAUGGUAUGCGUGACUUUGCUGAAAGAGGUGAAACGUGGACAUUGAUGAAGGAAAUAGAAGCAGCUGGAGAAAAAAUACAAAGUGUUCAUGGAAUCUUCUCUGCUCCUGCCCUUUCCUCCGGUACAGGUCAAACCUCCACAGAUUUUGAAGUGCAUUCAAGACACCCUCUUGUUUCUUUUGCAGUCAGAAUUGUGCCCAGCCCAGACUGGUUUGUGGGCAUUGACAGCUUAAAUCUGUGUGAAAAAGAUCGCUGGCUGGAGCAAAUAUCCGUGGAGCUUUCCCCGUAUGAUGCCGGGACCGACAGCGGCUUCACAUUUUCCUCACCCAACUUUGCGACUAUCCCCCAGGAGCCUGUUACAGAGAUCACAUGUUCUUCUCCAAGUCACCCAGCGAACUCUUUUUAUUAUCCCAAGCUUAAAAAUUUACCACCUAUCGCUCGAGUAACUAUGAUAAAACUGAGAAGAAGCAAACUGGGGUUUCCUUUUCCUCAGCCCAAUGUGACUGCAAUAGAUAAUGAAAUAGAAGACACAAUCUCAGAAACUCCCCUGGACUGUGAAACAUCGCUCUGGUCUUCGUGGGGCCUUUGCAGAGGCACGUGCGGACAUAUGGGGACGAAGAGCAGAACCCGUUACAUACAUCUCCAUCCUGCCAAUAAUGGAACACCUUGUCCAAACUUGAAUGAAACAACAGACUGUGAGCCAGACAAUUGUGUCUGAUAUAGUGCUUUGGAACAUUAUUUAGAUAAUUUAAAUGUCAGACAUCCUGACUUCAUCUAUUUUAUGCCUGUGAAUACGCUUAAGAGCCUAAAAUAGUUGUAAUAUUUUGUUGAAAAGUCUUCACGUUAUUUGAUCCUGGAUUAUGUCUAGUAUUUACAAGCAUUUCUUACUGUGAACCCCUGCAGCACCCCCUAGUGGUAGAAAAUUUGACCAACUUUGUAGUUCGUUUUUCAUUCUUGUAUAUGGAGCGAGCAAGCCCAGUCUCCACUUCUUCAAGAUUUAGCCUGUGUAAAUUUGAAAGGUAUGUAUAUCUACAGUGUCUCUCAUAAUUAUUUUACUAUUAUUUAUUGCAAUGUAUGGUGUUUUCUUUGCAAUCAUAAUUAACACAGAAGAAUGUGU